Messenger RNA from Dermochelys coriacea (leatherback sea turtle), 999 nucleotides. RefSeq names its product natural cytotoxicity triggering receptor 3 ligand 1-like. The record is from RefSeq and is a predicted model, not a curated record. NCBI's taxonomy places the organism in Eukaryota, Metazoa, Chordata, Testudines, Dermochelyidae. The coding region runs from base 109 to 999 and encodes 296 amino acids. The transcript has 4 exons.
CCCCCCGACCCUGGAUCUGUGUUGUGCUUCCUCCACAGCCGGCGCUUUCCCCAUCUCCACCGACCCCUCCCCGGUGAUGGCGCUCCUGGGCUCCGACGUGCUCCUGACAUGCAGCUUCCCCACGGCCCCAUGUGGGGCAGGCAAGGGGGACAGGCAGCUGCGGUGACCUGGUACUUCCAGGGCCAGGCACUGAUGGAGCUGGACAGCAUCGCGAUCACCACGAGGAAGGGGGCAGAGCUCUUUGCCCCAGAGCUGCCCAGGGGCAACGCUUCGCUCCUCCUGCGCCGCGUCACGCUGGCCGACCAGGGCCCCAACCGCUGCUCUGUGCACUACGGGGGGCAGCGUGGAGAGGGCAGCGUCCGCUUACGGGUGGCAGCGCUGCCGCGGGUCGAGGUGCCCAGCCCCGUGGUGCAGAGGGAGGAGGACAGCGUCCUGGUGUGCUGCGUGCGGGGGUUUUACCCCCAGCACAUCGCAGUGUCCUGGCUCCGGGACGGGCGGGAGCUAAACGCCUCCUUCAUCUCUGCCGUGCGCCGGGGGCACCGGGACGAGACCUUCAGCCUGGUGACCGUCUACAGAUUCACCCCCACGGAGCAGGAUCUGGGGGCGCUCUUAUCCUGCCGGGCAUGGCACCCCCUGCUGAACCAGUCCCGCCAGACCGACUUCCGGAUCGCCUUCAGGGGGUUGGAGGAGCAGUGCGGCCUCCUGGAGCCGGGGCUGAGGAUCCUGCUGUGGACGCUGCGAGGGACUCUCCUGCUGGCCAUGGUGCUGGGGGGCUGGAGCUGUUACAGCUCUGGGAGGAGACGUGGGCAGCCAGCACAGGUGCGGGAGUGGAUCUGGACCCCCCGAUGCUGGAGAUCACCGUGGGGUGCAGCCAGAGGAAGCAGCAGAGAGACAGGAGGGGCCGUCCUUGCUGAGCGGAUAGAGAAGAGGAACCCAGUGAGCGCGGCCCAUGGAGCUGCCUAUGCAUCUCGCCUCGUUCUCACCGGGGCCCCCGGCUGA